UCUUUGCCUGAGCUGUUUCCCACGGUCGAGCCGGGCGUGCUGCUCGAUAUUGCACGGCACGCGUUCGAUCCGUACGAUCUCUACAAGCUCGACGCGAACUACCGCGCACACGUGUUGGAGCACGCCUCCCUUACGCCGCUCCCGGCGUCCCCCCUCCCAUUCUCCUCGUUUCCCUCCGCAUUCGCACAGCACGCACUCGGCCCACGCGAGUUCAUCAUGCGCUUCUACCCCUCCUUGUCCUCGCUCUUCGCCCCACUCUCAACGUACUUCCGCAUUCUCCUUGCCUUUACCGCCUCUUCCGGCUCUGUCGACGCUACACACACCCUCGCAUCUGCCACCAAGGAGUACCUUGCUCGUCUCGUGUCGUUCAGUGAGGAGUAUCACUGGUCUGUAGUCCUUCCGUAUCACAUGGCGUUUCAUGAAAAGCGGCUAGACGAGAUGCGCAAGGGAGAGUUUGACGGCUGGGCAGAAGUGGACUUGACGCUGUUGGUGAAGUUCUUGGAGGACGAAGAG
Laetiporus sulphureus 93-53 is the source of this 513-nucleotide messenger RNA. RefSeq lists its product as uncharacterized. The transcript has a single exon. The annotation marks the transcript as partial. The record is from RefSeq and is a predicted model, not a curated record. Lineage: Eukaryota; Fungi; Basidiomycota; Agaricomycetes; Polyporales; Laetiporaceae.